AUCAUGACAGUGAUUCCGAGGGAGCCUGGAGUGAUAUUGAUAUUAAUGUCAAAAAUCCAGGAUGACUCAUUCACAAGACCAUAUAAAUAAAGUCCCGGUUCGCUUCAUCUUAUCAUACUUCUCUUUGGACUCCCAAGGCUGAUUAGCAGAAUGGACACCUCAAAUCCUCCUCGUAUGAUAAGCGAAACCACGACUCUGGUCGUAGUAGCAAGGACGAAAAAGCCUAAAACACCACUUCCAAAACUCCAGAUGGGCAUACUUAUGGUAUUGCAACUUGUCGAACCUAUCGCUUCGAUGUCCAUAUUUCCAUACAUCAAUCAGCUUAUCAGAGAACUUGGCAUCACUGGCGGUGACGAUGCGGCUGUGGGAUAUUAUGCUGGAAUAAUUGAAUCUCUGUUCUUCGUCGCACAGACACUGACAAUGCUGAGAUGGAGUCGGUUAUCUGACCGUAUUGGACGCAAGCCAGUGUUAUUAGUAGGGCUAUCAGGAACUUGUAUUUCAAUACUAUGUUUCGGUCUCUCGACGACGUUCUGGGGCCUUGUCGUUAGCCGCUGUAUGUGCGGUGUACUGAACGGCAAUGUUUCAGUGAUGAAGACUAUGGUGGGCGAAUUGACAGACUCUACGAAUAUGGCUCAGGGAUUUGCCUUGAUUCCAAUAAUGUGGUGCAUUGGAGGCUUUAUUGGUCCUUUAAUAGGCGGAACGCUCGCGCGUCCACAAGACAGCUGGCCCGGAUUAUUCGCCAAUCCAUUUUGGAGCAAAUACCCAUAUUUUCUACCCUGUGUAGUGUCUGCUAGUGGAAUCAUAGUUGGCUUUUUCGUUUUGUUAUUUUUCUUGGAAGAAACAUUAUCAACCAAGCGUCGACCAAAGUUGACAGCAACCACUCUAGGUAAUUCAAACGGUGUCGACAGUAAUAAUCGAGAAGAUCUUUCACAAACAUCUAACAUGCCCCUGCAAUCUCUGCUCACACCCACUAUUGUCAUUCCAAUUGCAAACUACGCCAUGCUCGCCUUGCUUGAUAUUGCUCUUAUGGCUCUUUUGCCGCUGUUCUUUUCUACGCCAACCUAUCUUGGCGGCCUUGGUUUUACUCCUUCUCGUAUUGGCAUGUGGAUGGCGAUGUUUGCAAUAUCGGAUGGUAUCUUCCAGGCACUGUUCUUCGCCAAAAUUGUCGACUGGGUUGGUCCAAAGCGUCUCUUCUGUGUGUCCGUGUCGUGCUUCACACCAGUCGUGCUCAUGUUCCCGAUCAUGUCGUGGCUUGUACACACAAGGGGGAUGGUUGAUCAUGCAAUCGUAUUUACAUUGGUUAGCCAACUAGCGUUGACCAUUAUAUGGGAUAUGGCAUUCGGGACUGUAUUCAUGUUUAUCACGGCCUCUGCCCCCACAAAGAACGUCCUUGGCACCAUCAAUGGUCUUGGUCAAACCUCCGCGUCCAUGGCUCGUGUCAUUGGGCCUGCAUUUGCAACUUCGCUUUUUGCACUCUCAAAGGAACACAAUAUUCUCAACGGGAAUGCAGUCUAUGUUGUCUUGAUUUUGCUGGCUGGUAUAUUGAGGUGGCUAGGGUCACAAUUGCCAGAUGAAAUACAAGAUAGGGAUGAAUGAUUUACAAGGUAACCAGUGGACAAUGCAUAUGCAUCGCUGUCCAAAGUGCCCAUCCGUACUAGUACCUCAUGUAUAUUUACAUUUGUUCUAGUGCGACGUUUCGCAUAACUGCACAAGUUUCAAUUAUGAUACGUC
Suillus fuscotomentosus is the source of this 1731-nucleotide messenger RNA. Its product is annotated as major facilitator superfamily domain-containing protein. Bases 151 to 1596 code for a protein of 481 amino acids. The record is from RefSeq and is a predicted model, not a curated record. The transcript is spliced from 7 exons. Lineage: Eukaryota; Fungi; Basidiomycota; Agaricomycetes; Boletales; Suillaceae. Gene Ontology annotation, biological process: transmembrane transport. Gene Ontology annotation, molecular function: transmembrane transporter activity.